Sycon ciliatum is the source of this 3038-nucleotide messenger RNA. RefSeq names its product quinone oxidoreductase-like. The coding region runs from base 48 to 1130 and encodes 360 amino acids. Gene Ontology annotation, cellular component: cytosol. Gene Ontology annotation, molecular function: NADPH binding; mRNA 3'-UTR binding; quinone reductase (NADPH) activity. The record is from RefSeq and is a predicted model, not a curated record. Lineage: Eukaryota; Metazoa; Porifera; Calcarea; Leucosolenida; Sycettidae. The transcript has 8 exons.
CGAGAGAUCGAGACUCGAGAGGCGUCAAAAAUAUUCCCCAGUGUGUGAUGUGGAAGGUAGUUUUCUCGUGCUCCCUUGUCAUACUAGCUCUAUCAGCCACUCUUCACGUCUCCUUUCGCGCCCCACCAGUCACGAUGUCCCGAUCUGCCUUGCCUACUGUGAUGAAUGCCAUUCGCGUGGCCAGAUUCGGUGGUCCUGAGGUGCUGAAAUUGGAGAGCAAUGUCCCCAUGCCUCAGCCAUCGGAGGGCCAGGUACUGUUGCGUGUGCACGCGGCGGGAGUGAACCCGGUGGAGACCUACAUACGCGCUGGCACGUACGCACGCAAGCCAGAACUACCCUUUACACCUGGCAGUGACGCCGCGGGCGAGAUUGCUGAUGUCGGCGCGGGAGUGAAUAAUGUCAAGGUUGGUGACCGUGUGUUCACACGCUCUGCGCAAGGCGCCUACGCGCAGUACGCCCUGGCCAGUGCUGGCGACGUCCAGCCGCUCUCCGCCAAGCUGACGUACGAGCAGGGAGCUGCCCUGCCCGUGCCGUACCUCACCGCGUACCGCGCUCUCUUUCUCCGUGGUGCUGCCAAGACGGGCGAAACUGUGCUGAUCCACGGAGGAACUGGCGGGGUCGGUACAGCUGCCAUUCAGUUGGCAUUGUCGCAGGGUCUUCGUGUGCUGGCUACUGGUGGUACUGACGCUGGACUGGAUAUGUUGCGUACAUUGGGUGUGCACGGCGCUUUCAACCACCGACAGUCGGGCUACACAGAGCAGAUUCAUGCCGCUACAGAUGGCAAGGGUGUUGAUCUUAUUGUAGAAAACUUGGCAAAUGUCAACCUGGAUGCUGAUCUGCGCUUGCUUGCCCUCGGUGGACGCGUUAUGGUUGUCGGCAAUCGAGGUCGUAUUGAAGUGAAUCCGCGCGACCUGAUGAUGGCCGAGGGCGAUGUGCGAGGUGUCAUGCUGUUCCACACCACACCAGAGGAGUACGUUACAUCGUACGCCGCCAUUCAGGCCGCCGUCGACAGCGGCCACGUGCGACCGGUCAUCGGCAAGCGCUUUCCGCUCGGCGAGUCGCCAGCGGCACAUGAUGACAUCAUCAACACCUCGGGUGCGUUGGGCAAGCUGGUACUGACCGUUGAGUAAAGUGCACCCAUCUCACUGUGCUACGAGCAAUAAUUACGGUACUGGAAGGAUCUGAAGAACGAAACGGAAAUCUUCAUCAGGCACACUGUGUGGUACGUGGACGCUGUCCGUUUGGCUUUUCUGAACGCGCAGUGCACGGUUUGGUGUGCACUUGCCGUUCAAAUGGUUGCUCCGGCAGCUCUCCCGUGUAACUGCCUCACUCCCCGUGUAAGGCUGUGGCUGUGUCCGGGGUGUAAUGUUUCGCUACCCGCAGUACAUGUAGUACUUGAACCGAUUGUGUUUCUUGUGUUUGGACUCGCAAUGCGUUCCACAGGUUGGUUGUAGUUUGCCUUGCUGUGGCUCGUGUUGUAUAUUUGUGUUUGGGUACGGCGCAUGGCCGCCGUACCCAGCUCACUAGACCGCAGCGGUUGUGUAAGUGCUCUUGCUAGUUCUCGGUGGUGUCUCGGUACGUAUGCCGCGCGCGUACGUACGGACGAGCCAGCAAGUCAUUCUAUCUUCUAUUCUUGUCUCCGACUGGUGGCUUGCGUGGCUGCUUUUCCUGUGCACCGACUGUGCUGGAUAUGUGCCGCAUGCGCGGACUUGCCAGCAAGUCAUUCUAUCUACAAUCCUUGUCUCCGACUGGUGGCUUACAACGUUACGUCACUCAACCUGCGUGGCCUCUUUCUUGAUCCCGACUGGGCUGGAGCCACCAGGGCUGUGUGUGGCAGGAGAUCUUACACCAUUUCGUCAACGUAUCUCUGUAUGCGCUGCCCUAUAUUUGAGCACUAUGCAGCUGGAAUACUUUUUGACUCUUAGACUUAGUUUACCGGUUGCAAAGCACUUAUCAGACCCAUAAGUUUUUAUUUAGUUUGUACCAUUGAUAUGAGUUCUCUCGCUUAGUUUCUCCCACAUAGUAGAUAAAUAUUAUAGUUCAAUGACAGUAAUUCGUUUAAAAUACCUAAAACUCGUGCGUGUGUGUGUGUGUGUGCGUGUGUGUGUGUGUGUGUGUGCGUGUGUGUGUGUGUGUGUGUGUGUGUGUGUGUGUGUGUGUGUGUGUGUGUGUGUGAUUCGCGGAGAGGAAGCAGAUUUGUUAGCUCCUGGUUUUCUCUUUGUUGGCCUCCUCCACGGGGCGGCCUUGGCCUUCUGGUCAGGGUCGUCCUUGGGUAUUGACUGGCAGUAGGCUUUUCAUGCCUUGCAGCCGGUUUCGCUCGCGCGGAAGGACAUUCAGUGAGCUGACGACCAGGGCGGGUAAUUUGUUGCCGUCACCGUCUUCUUGCGUCCUUUCCGCAUCCUCCGCAGUGGCGUGGCGAGCCCUCGGAUCAAUCCCCAGCCUGUAACAAUGCAGUGGCGUUCGGCAAAACAAGUGGAUUCCUAGAUGAUAAAGGAUACAGGUCACACUCGCAACAAUUUAUUCCUGCGCGGUGAUAGCUGGAAUUGUGAAUUUGUCGUGUUGUUUGGACCUGAGUGGCCAGUCGUCGUGCGGCGAUGGUGUAGUGAUGUUAGCUUGCUGCGCAUACUCCUCGUCGUUUCGUGAAAGUACGUCUUGUGGAGCCCUUGUGGGACGUUCGGUGCCCACCCUCCAGCUCAAGAUUGUGCUUUCCUGGUGCAUGAAGGCCGAAGCAGUACGCGUACAGACGUUAUUGUUGAACAGAACAUCAUGUUCACAUUAAUUUUGUUCCUUUUUCAGUCGUUGCAUGUUAUACUUAUAGUGGACCUACAGCAGACUGUUCAUCUGGUUUGUGAUAUUUCCUUCCUCUGUUUGCGAGUCCCUUUCCAUCAAUAUGGCAGCUUGUUUUGAUUUCCUUUUUUUCAAUUCAUUUUGCUGUACUUCCUGUUUUGUUUGCGCCACUGCCCCUCACCUUGUGCUCAGUUCUCUGAGUGGAGGGCGGCGUGACCCCAAGGGGUAGCUGAUUGAUAGUAGUAGUAGUA